Achroia grisella is the source of this 1378-nucleotide messenger RNA. RefSeq names its product queuosine 5'-phosphate N-glycosylase/hydrolase. The transcript is spliced from 5 exons. NCBI's taxonomy places the organism in Eukaryota, Metazoa, Arthropoda, Insecta, Lepidoptera, Pyralidae. The record is from RefSeq and is a predicted model, not a curated record. Bases 89 to 1099 code for a protein of 336 amino acids.
CACUUGUUUGUUUUCAUCUUGUGGUUAUCACUUCAUCUCUUAUCAAUGAUUAUCAUUGAUUCAUUAUUUCAUAAUAAAUAAAGAAAAAAUGUCGCGCGACGGAAUAUUACUGCCGGCUGAAUCUGCAGAGUAUAUUGCAAAACACUCUACACAAGUUAAAAUACAUGAAGAGGGUCUGGAGAAACUUUCCGAAGAGAUGUUAUUGUCAAUGAAAGACAAAUUGGAGAUACCAGACACUGGAGCCAACAUUUCCUAUCUGAGUAGAGAUGACCCAAAAGCAGUUGACUGGAUAUUUGUGGCCGACACCCUUAAUUUUUGCUUUUGGUCGUUUACUGGAGCUGAGAAGUGGACUGUGGAGGGACAUCACGGUUAUUAUGCACUGGAGGCUGCACUCAGUAGAGCUGUUAAGGAAGGACACGACAUUACAAAUCCAGAAUACUACUCAAAGAUUACAGAAGACCAACUUCGAAACAUAAUGAGAAGUGAUAACAAUACAAGCAUACCGUUAUUCGAAAAGAGAUUAUCCACGCUUCAUGAAGUAGGAGCAGUGUUACUGCAGAAAUUUAACGGCACUUUCACCUCGUGUAUUAAAGAUGCUAACAAGUCCGCAGUGAAAUUGCUUCAGAUAGUAGUAGAUAACUUUCCAUGCUUCCGAGAUGAAGUGGAGUAUAAGGGUAGUAAGGUAUCUUUGUACAAACGAGCACAGAUUUUAAUUGCCGAUAUAUGGAACUUCUUUGGUGGCACCUCUUGGGGGGAAUUCGAGGAUAUUGAUGCCAUAACAAUGUUCGCGGACUAUAGAAUCCCUCAAGUCUUGGUGUAUUUCGGAGUUUUGAGCUACACUGACGAAAUAAUGGAGAAAUUGAAGAAAGAUAUAUUGCUUGAAAGUGGUUCAGAGGAAGAGAUCGAAAUUAGAGGUUGUUCAAUUCAAGCCGUGGAACUUUUAAAGAAAGUAAUUGAACAGAAGAUAAAGAAAAGUAACAAGAACAUACAAGUGCCAAAUUCAAGUGUUAUCGACUACUAUUUGUGGUGCUACAGGAGAAAGUACGCGGAUGAAUUAGAAGUAAUACCUUUUCACAAGACGUUGGGUAUUUUUUAUUAAUUUUAUACUUAAUUGACAAUAACAAGAUUUAUAACUUAAUAUAAGAAGAAAGAAAAUAUAAAAAAAAUAUUCGAUAUAUACUUAAUCAAUAUAAGAUGUCUUGUAAAUUAAUAUAAGGAGAAAGAAAGGAAAGAAAAAUAUAUUUAUGCAUGUAAGUAACAAUAAUAAAAAGUACAAAAAAAAAAAGGUUAUAAAAAUAAUUGUAGCACUGAUAUGUGUGUGGUAACGGAAAGGUCUUUGCUCAGCAUAUGCGAGUUGCCACUACGCUGGCAGUCUCCU